CCGCAAACCUCUGGGAGUCUGACAGCACACCAUGGCUGCGAGAUCACACCUCCAGGGAAUAAACUGCGAGUCGGAACCAUUUGUGUGAGACGCCGUUUCUUCGACCCCUUUACGCAGCUGCACCCCUGGCGGAGGAAAUGGCGGCCAUCAGGUGUGGAGCGGUCUACAGCUGCCAACCAGUCAAGUACCUUCGAGAUUGACACGUAAUAAAGGUGACUGCUGUCCCCGUGUGUGUCUCAGAGGACACACAGCAUGAAGCCCAGUCUGUGUCGGAUGUUAGAGACAUAAACAGGAAUCCCCAGACUCUUGACAUUUGGAAACAUUGCUGCUACAGUAGACCCCUUGCAGAAGAAUGGCCAAAGAGCAGAAACAAAGCAGGGUAGAAACAUUUGUACUGGCUGGAUCAAAUGGUCACAACGGCCAAGAAUGGCACACUGGUCUGAGUAACUUGGCCUAUCAUCCUCCUGGCACUAACCACAUGUCCAGGAUGGCCCGCGUUGCUUCCGAUGUAAGGCACAAGUGUGCGGCCUAUGUGCUGGCACUGAGGCCGUGGAGCUUCAGCGCCUCGCUCACACCGGUGGCCCUCGGAGGCGCCUUGGCGUACAAAUUGGGGGGCUCUGUGGACUUGGUCAUCCUGAUGGUGUGCGCGGUGACCGUCCUCGUGGUCCACGGGGCGGGAAACCUUGUGAACACCUUCUACGACUUCUCCAAAGGGAUCGACCACAAGAAGAGCGACGAUAGGACUCUCGUGGAUGAAAUCUUGGCACCGCAGGAUGUCGUCAUGUUCGGAGCGUUGUUGUAUUCUUUGGGGUGCUUGUGUGCCACUCUGCUCUAUUUCCUGUCUACGCUCAGACUGGAGCACCUAGCCCUCAUUUACUUCGGGGGACUGUCCAGCUCCUUUUUAUACACUGGAGGCAUCGGCCUCAAGUACGUGGCCCUAGGAGACGUGGUGAUCCUCAUCACCUUCGGCCCGCUGGCUGUCAUGUUCUCCCACGCGGUGCAGGUCGGCUAUCUGUCAGUGCUGCCGCUGGUGUACGCCAUCCCGCUGGCCCUCAACACAGAAGCCAUCCUCCACAGCAACAACACCAGAGACAUGGACUCUGACAAGCAGGCGGGCAUCGUCACCCUGGCCAUCCUAAUAGGCCCCACGCUGUCCUACGUCCUCUACAACCUCCUGCUCUUCGUCCCCUACGUGCUCUUCUGCAUCCUCGCCACCCGUUACACCAUCAGCAUGGCGCUGCCUCUGCUCACACUGCCCAUGGCCUUCCCUUUGGAGAAGCAGUUCCGCAGCAGAUGCUACGCCAAGAUCCCCCAGAAGACGGCAAAGCUCAACCUCCUCAUGGGACUUUUCUACGUGUUCGGGAUUAUUCUGGCCCCCCCUGGAAGCUUGCCGUCAUUGUGAUUGAAUAAGAUUUGAUAAUUCAAAUGUUCUUGUUUUAAUACAGACUAGUUUAUGUACCUCCUUUGUAUUUGUACAAAGCUCUUUGAGGGCUUUCACUGGCUUUAAUUUAUUGUCAUAUUUAUAUGUUUAACAGAGAUUAAGUUUAGGUCCACCUCUGUGAAGAUGAAGGCAUAAUCUGGUGUAUUUUUUCAGUAUUAAGCCUGCUGUAAUGUUUUGAUAUGUUGUCAUUUUGUAGAAGUAGGCAACACUUUCCUCAUCUGAGGACAGAUGAUAAACCUACAGUUGCCAUAUUUGUUGUUCUCAGAGACACAACAUUGAUACAUGAAAACAUUAAUAGACUGCUAUUCAGAUAUUCUCAACAUUAUACUCCGUGCACGGUACAUGCUCUUAAACUGAUAAUUGUUUUCUUUUCCUUUGGAGAGCCAAAUAGUAUUCAAUAUGAUUGUAAUAAAACUCACUGACGCUGAUGACCCAUGUGUUCAUUUUGGAUCAAAGU
This is a messenger RNA of Anoplopoma fimbria (sablefish), 1898 nucleotides long. It is a transcript of the gene ubiad1, whose product is annotated as UbiA prenyltransferase domain containing 1. Gene Ontology annotation, molecular function: prenyltransferase activity. The record is from RefSeq and is a predicted model, not a curated record. Gene Ontology annotation, cellular component: endoplasmic reticulum; Golgi membrane. The transcript is spliced from 4 exons. NCBI's taxonomy places the organism in Eukaryota, Metazoa, Chordata, Actinopteri, Perciformes, Anoplopomatidae. Gene Ontology annotation, biological process: vitamin K biosynthetic process; menaquinone biosynthetic process. Bases 353 to 1402 code for a protein of 349 amino acids.